AUGAACUCACUCAACAUCAUCUCGGGCCGUGUCUCACCGUCCACAAGCCCUUCUCCUUCGAGAUCAAAUUCCAUAACCUCGCUCGGCCUCGCGGUCACCUCCGAAGACAGUCCCGGCAGUGGCGAACCAACCGACAGAGAACCCUCAACAUCCGAUCCGGCCAGCUUGGAGAACGAAAAGCACGCCAACCACCACCACCACCACCACCGCGGCGGCAGUGCCGGAGACGGUUCAGACGAGAGCACGCCGUUGCUCUCGCACGGCGAUACCAAGGACCUGGGAUCGCGAUCCUCGGUGUGGCAUACCAUCCCGAAGCGCAUAGCAAGCACAUUCCUCAACUCGAUCCGUUGGGUUCUCUCAACGCUUGCCGCCCCCGGCGUGUACCUCAUCGCCUGCCUGUACGACGAAAACGGCAACUUUGCCCCCCUGCUACAGCUGCGCAAGCUGUUCGGCGCCUACAAUGGCGACGUGCGCAAGAUGACUGCCGAGUAUCAAGCCAUGGACGAAAAGGACGGUGGCCGAAACAGGACGCAGGGAGGGCGUAUCAUACCCCUACCUUCCAGACCACCGUUCACCUCGGGAUCUUCUUCUUCGGGCAUGUCUUCGGAAUCAGACUCGGAUAUGGAAAGGCAGACGAGCACAGCAAGUCCUACUAGUAGGCACACACGGUCCAAGUCACUGCAGUCUUCAGAAGAGAUAGCUCCCGCGCGGAGAUCCAUACGCAUCAAACUACACAAUGACGAGACACUGCGGCAACGCAAGCACCGAAAGGCGCAAUCCACGAGCAUGAAGGGUAGCAAUAGCGACAGUAUGGAUUCCAAGGACAUCUCGGCUCAGCUCAAGUCUCCCACAUCACCCAUCGCCGCCCUGACCAAAUAUCCUAAAACGCCCGCGCCACCGAGGCCUCUGAUCCCGCGGCGGCAACCUUCAUAUCUCAACAUCGAACCUACAGACCGGACGCACCAAAAGACGCUGAUCCUGGACCUGGACGAAACUCUCAUACACAGCAUGUCGAAAGGAGGGAGGAUGAGCUCGGGACACAUGGUAGAAGUACGACUGACGACGACAUACGUGGGCGCCGCAGGACAGCAGAGCCUCGGACCCCAGCAUCCCAUCUUGUAUUAUGUUCAUAAACGGCCGUUUUGCGAUGAUUUCCUGAGAAGGGUCUGCAAGUGGUACAACCUGGUCGUCUUCACGGCGUCGGUGCAAGAGUAUGCCGACCCCGUCAUUGACUGGCUCGAGUCGGAGAGAAAGUUCUUCUCGCGGCGGUAUUACCGCCAGCACUGCACGUACCGGGCCGGGGCGUUCAUCAAGGACCUGAGCUCGGUGGAGCCCGACCUGAGCAAGGUGAUGAUCCUGGACAACAGCCCGCUGAGCUACAUGUUUCACCAAGACAACGCCAUACCAAUACAGGGAUGGAUCAAUGACCCGACGGACUACGACCUGAUGCACCUGAUACCACUUUUCGAAGGUCUCCAAUACGUGUCGGACGUGCGGGCGCUGCUGGCGCUGCGCAACGGCGAGGAGGGUCAGCAACAGCAACAGCAGCAGCAAGCAGCAUGA
Thyridium curvatum is the source of this 1563-nucleotide messenger RNA. RefSeq lists its product as uncharacterized. Bases 1 to 1563 code for a protein of 520 amino acids. The record is from RefSeq and is a predicted model, not a curated record. NCBI's taxonomy places the organism in Eukaryota, Fungi, Ascomycota, Sordariomycetes, Thyridiales, Thyridiaceae. Gene Ontology annotation, molecular function: protein serine/threonine phosphatase activity. The transcript has 3 exons.